AUGGCUAUCUCCCAGGACAUCCAUAAUCAGUCCAACUUGACAUUUACUCGUACACCUCAGCCCUAUCACCGAAGAGGCGGAAGCUUGAGUAUAACGAAACUGCAUGCCACCGACAAUGGCUCAGAAAAGAGCAGCCCGAGUGAAAAUACUCCUCCACCACCCAGCCGUUCAGACUCCAGCGAGAGUGGAACAGAAGCAGAUGAUGAGAAAGGGCCAUUCCUGAAAGGAUUGCCUGCCCCGCCUCUGCGGAAUCACAAAGGUCUUCGAGGCACAUCUCCAGCUCGGUUGACACCCAUCCCCAGUCCACCAUCGACCCCUCCUGCAUAUGUCCAGGCAGAAGUCUAUGAGUAUUUCAAGGGGAGUCGGAAAGCCGACAAGCCAUCACAGCAGGUAGUCCAGCAGAAGGAAUACGAGAUAUACAAGACGAGGAAGCGGAAAGAAAUCGUCCGCAGGUGUACAGAACUCUCGUUGCUUUGGAGCAUCGGCGCCCUUGUCUGGACGAGCAGAGGCGGCUCCAAGGCUUUCGUGGACUGGCUCAACGAGCUCCUCUCAUUCCUCAUCAUUCCACCUUGCGUUUACCUUGUCUACCCAUUGCGACUAGCCCUUCGGGCGCGCACCCGGGGUCGAACAAUUCUUCAAUCACUUCAACUGGGGUUUCAUAUCCCAUCUCGGUUCGACCCUGGCCCUCUCUUAUAUCCCGUUGUGCUCCCGCUCUGGAUCGCGAUAUCACUCUUCAACCGGACGUCUGCAUUUCUACCCUCUGCGAUUGUUUGUGGAAUAUCUUCGAUUCCGUCUACCAUUCUAAGUACACCCAAAGUCCCAUCAUUCGGACACCACCUACAUUGGUUUGCUUCGAUAGUCCCACUUCAUACCUCGCAGUUACCAUUUCUACGCUCAAUGGGCGCAAUACCGCCCUCCCUAAAGCUCAGUCCCGGAAGCUUGCUCUCCAUGGAGGACUUGGUGGUACUGUUUCCGCUACAUCAGAGUUUACUGGAUGUGCUGGGUUACUUGACCACCUCAAGUCUCGAUAUUGCCGAACUUCAUCUCCUCUCUACCGGUCUCAUCAAUCUCCUUCUCUUUGCAAAAUCACCUCAAGCCGAGAUCCUCAAAGCUCUGUUGUGGAUAGGAGGGUUAUGUCUAUUCAUCUCGUGCAGAGACCUUAUGAUUUGGGAGGUGGCUCUUGCACGUGUGCCUACUUGGAAGUUGCUGAAAAAACGAAAACAUUCAGGCUGGCUCCCUCGCUUAGAUCAGGCCAUCUGCUCCGUUCUCACAGGUAGCAGAUCUCGGCGUGAACGACACGAUUCUUCCGACAGCCUGAGUGAUGAUGACAAUCACGUGAGGCGUCUCCGGUCGACCAAGCGACCGCACUUGAAAUUGCAAAUGAAUGGCAGGUCGCCAACAAUGCCUGUUGCAGAGCCUGCAUCUGCAUUGGAGAUACCAAAGCUCCAUAUGUUCACAGAUGAUUUGCCGACGUUCUCAAUGCCGCUCCGACGAAACACGUUUACCGGAUUUGAUCUCCGACGAAAAAAGGAAAGCUCUGUUGCGCCCAAAAGAACAAGAGCGACGCCCAGUUUCCUUUCGUCCUCAUUCCUGACGCUCAGUAUCGAACAGGCCAAGGUACGGAAAUGGGCAUAUGCAGGAGCUGCAUACCUGCUAGUUGCUGCCACGAUUCUUGGACCAGUGGAACUCUAUGUUAGCAAACGUGCUUUGGAAUCACAUGAACCAUUUGGUUGGGCCUUGGGCUACUUGUUUGGAAACAUACCCGAAUUCCGCUUCUUUGUGGUCAGUAAUCACCUGGAGCGAUGGAUCUGUCUUCCUGCUCGAAUGGAGGUCUUAGCAUCACACAAGGGCUUUUCUUUUGAAGGAUUACGACAGAACAUACUUGGACCAGCAAACACACGUCUUUGCAUCUGUUUAUAUUGCACUGCUGUGUUACUAGUGGGGAUUUUUGCUGUUUUGCGAUUGACCGCAGUUGUCGAAGUUGAUACCAGGCGCAAGGUUUUCCAUGGGAUCAUGGUCGUGAUGCUACUCCCCUCCAUUUUCGUCGACCCAUGUUUCAUUGCAAUGGCGCUCAGUCUCAUCCUUGCGAUCUUCCUAUUGCUGGAUCUUUUCCGAGCCUCGCAACUACCACCCGUAUCCAAGCCGUUGACGAGAUUUUUAGCUCCUUAUGUGGAUGGCAGAGAUCACCGAGGCCCUAUUAUUGUCUCGCAUAUUUUCUUGCUCAUAGGGUGUGCAAUACCGCUUUGGCUUUCACUGGCAGCAGCGCCGCGGCAUGGGAAAGAUCCCUGGGCCGGGUGGGAAACCAGCACGCGAGAUUUGAGCAUGGUCAGUGGUGUCAUCUGUGUGGGAAUGGGUGAUGCAGCAGCCAGCUUAAUCGGGCGCCGUUACGGAAAGACCAAAUGGUAUUGGGCAGGAGGCAAGAGCUUGGAGGGAAGCCUUGCCUUUGCCUGUGCGGUGACCUGUGGACUUGUGGCUUGUUGGGCCUGGCUUAGACUAGGCGGAUGGAGUUCCUGGCAGGAGGAGGAGUCAUUUUGGUGGGCGUUAGCGAAAAGUGGAAUUGCUGGACUGGGGGCCAGUCUGCUGGAAAGCACUUUGACGGCUGCUAACGAUAAUGUGGUGGUGCCUAUUGGGUUGUGGCUUCUGGUGCGAGGCCUCAAAAUAUAG
Messenger RNA from Exophiala bonariae, 2664 nucleotides. RefSeq lists its product as uncharacterized. Bases 1 to 2664 code for a protein of 887 amino acids. The transcript has 2 exons. Lineage: Eukaryota; Fungi; Ascomycota; Eurotiomycetes; Chaetothyriales; Herpotrichiellaceae. The record is from RefSeq and is a predicted model, not a curated record. Gene Ontology annotation, cellular component: endoplasmic reticulum membrane. Gene Ontology annotation, molecular function: dolichol kinase activity. Gene Ontology annotation, biological process: dolichyl monophosphate biosynthetic process.